This is a messenger RNA of Sardina pilchardus (European sardine), 2809 nucleotides long. RefSeq names its product mucin-13-like. Lineage: Eukaryota; Metazoa; Chordata; Actinopteri; Clupeiformes; Clupeidae. The record is from RefSeq and is a predicted model, not a curated record. The transcript is spliced from 12 exons. Bases 105 to 1694 code for a protein of 529 amino acids.
GCGUCUUGUGGAUCCUACUUUACCAGAAGUCGGCUGUUAUUGCACACAAGCACAGAUUGUUAACUAGUCUAAUUUAGUAUCGCCUGUGUUAUAAAUUAAUAGCAAUGAAGACGUUGGCAAAAGUUCUGAUGGUGUGCUGGCUGGUUGCGGCAGUGGUGCAAGGUACCACUCCGGAUACCAGUACUCUGGAUCCUCUGAGUUCCAGUUCACCAACCCCUGAUUCUACAAGUUCACUAAGUCCUGAUGCUUCAAGUCCGCCAACCCCCGAUGCUUCAAGUUCGCCAACCCCUGAGGCUUCAAGUUCGCCAACCCCCGAUGCUUCAAGUCCGCCAACUCCCGAUGCUUCAAGUCCGCCAACCCCCGAAGCUACAAGUCCGCCAACUUCUGAUGCUACAAGUCCACCAAGCCCUGAUGCUACAAGUCCACCAAGCCCUGAUGCUACAAGUCCACCAAGCCCAGAUGCUACAAGUCCACCAAGCCCUGAUGCUACAAGUCCACCAAGCCCUGAUGCUACAAGUCCACCAAGCCCUGAUGCUACAAGUCUGCCAUCCCCUGAUGCUACAAGUUCCAGUCCAGUUGAUGGAGCUACAUCUCCUAGCACUUCAGCUCCAGACACAGUGUCUCCUAACACGGCUGAAACCUCUCCUAACACGGCUGAAACCUCAUCUCCUGACGUCUCAACCCCACCUCCCACCACUGCACGUCCUGAUCCCUGCCUGUCAAACUCCUGCCCAGAGGACAGUCGGUGUGAGCCACGGUUUGACAGCUAUGUGUGUGUGUGUCUCACUGGACUGGUGCUACAGGACAAUACCUGCAAAAAAGCAAAUGUCUUUCCUGCUGACAUACGGAUAAUUAGAGAGUUUACCGAAGCCAUGAAAGAUAAGACUUCUGAAGAAUUCAAAAAGAACUCUGAUGAGAUAGUGGCUGAGCUCCAGAAAACACUUACUACUACAGAUGGAUACAUCACCUCCACUGUUCUCAGUCUCAGGAACGGCAGUGUGAUUGCUGAUGUGCAGAACAUCUACAAUUCUGAAUCCAGUAUCACGGCUGAAGAAGUUAAGGUGGCAUUCCACAAAGCUGCAGAGUGUCCUGACUGUUUAUUCGCAGGAGCGACUCUGAGCGACACUAAGCUGUGCGCUGCACCUGAUGCCUGUGACCUCCUCUCCACCACCUGCUCUGAAGCAGACGGAAAGCUGAGCUGUGAUUGCAAGUCGGGCUACGUGAAAACCAACUUCACUGACCGCUCUUGCUCAGUCUGUCCAUCUGGAUUUGAGGCCAAGGACAAUGAAUGUGUUAGCUGCUCCUUUGGCUACUCUGGAGUGAACUGCCAAGAAAGUUAUAUGCUAGCUGUGGUAGUGGUAUCCUGUGUGCUGGGUGGACUUCUGCUUAUCCUCAUCAUAGUCCUCAUUGUUAUCUGUUGCAAGAAGUCAAAGAAAAGCUCCCAUGCUAAGAAUAGUCCCUACGUGGACAUUGACUUCAGGAACAAAGCGGUUCCCAAGAUCCCUCGAGCCAACGCCAACAGCAAGGGCUGGGAACCGACCAACCUGGAGCUGGUGGAGAGCGGCAGCACCCGCGCCCUGGUCCUGUCUGAUCGCCAAAGCAACGGAAUGAAGAACUUCGGUAACCAGACUGGCAUUGCGUACCGGACACACGGUCACGUAAACCCCUAUUUUCAGAGUAAUGAGGGGCACUAACGGAGAAUACUGGAAAGGAUCCUGCAAUUAUGGACUCCAGAGGUUGUGCACCAUUCUGAACGGAAUUUAUUCCAAGUCAGCUAUUUCAAGAAUUUCAACUGAAACAAAGAGACAAACAGGACAAUAUAUUUUUGAUGCUGGGAUAAAGGAGUUUUUUUUUAUUCAAUUUAAUUUGUACAUAUCCAUAUUGUCACACAAACAUCACAUGCACAUGACAAAUGUUUUUCCUUUCAACACAGAAUCCUCAAAGUGCCUUACCUUAAAAUUUUUUUAUUUAUUGUUUUUUUACCCUCACUGCAUGCUAUGUUGGAUUGUGUAUUCACUGUCAUAAGAUGGACAACUUGAUGAAUCACAGCGUGCACACAAUAGCAACAUAACAGUAACUAGAUGAAGGACCAUGUUGUUGGGCAUCGCUUUCAGAGUGGUUUCAGAGUACUUUCAGAGUGGUUGUGUGAACAAUAGAAACUCUGACAGCCAACCAGAGUCCAUCUCAUUUUAAAGGCAUGACAUUGAAACGGAAUGAAUGAUAUCCAUGAAAAGGUUUCUGUCAGUUAUCUCUGGCACUGUGAAUAGGCUUGUACACUUGGAUUAAAAUAAUUCCUCUGAAUUGUAAACUCAGUUGUUUGCAUUCUGUCAUUCUAGUUUAUAUCCCUCCCUAUAUGACACGCCUUAGAUUACAAGUUCCAACCUUUUUUUUUUUUUAAUUUUCUAUUUUCUGUGAACAGUGAAAUCAGAUAGAUUGAACCGUUAAAUCCAUCUGAUUUAAAAUGCUCCUAUUUAUGAAUGUGUGUUUUUGGUGUUGAAGUACAGUGGGCUGGUACCCAGUUAUGAUUAAUGGGAUUCACAAAGGUUCCUUGCAACCAGGUUUGUAGCAUGUGAUUUUCCUGCUCAUCGAUGACUUUAACAACAGUUGUAGCUUUGAGCCUUUGAGAAGUUGUCCUUCUCUUUUUCACAACUUUUCAUGAUGUUUUCCAGGAGUCUGUGCCAAGUUCUGUAAAUAUGACAUAUAGAGAUGGAAAAAGAAGAGAUGUACAGUAUACUGUGGAAUACGGCUUUAACUGUGUUAUGCUUAUUAUAAACAAUAUGGGUGAUAUUGAAAUAAAAAAAAGACAAAU